Molecule: messenger RNA, 2525 nt
Organism: Heteronotia binoei (common prickly gecko)
Lineage: Eukaryota; Metazoa; Chordata; Lepidosauria; Squamata; Gekkonidae
Product: L-threonine dehydratase catabolic TdcB-like
Exons: 11
Coding region: 142-1722 (526 amino acids)
Biological process (GO): L-serine catabolic process; L-threonine catabolic process
Molecular function (GO): threonine deaminase activity; L-serine ammonia-lyase activity
Source: RefSeq, a predicted model, not a curated record
UUGAGUGGGAGGACGCUGGUCGGUCAGCGAGGCAUCCGUUGUGUCCUGGGAUUCACCACCCUUCCCAGCGGUAUUUGGAAAGGCAAGUUUUGCCCAUUGCCUGGGAAUCUCACCAUUUCAAUAACAACCAAGGAAUUGGCUAUGAAUUUUGCAGCACAAUUUUUCUACUCCAGGGGUAUAAAGAACCAAGAUCCCAGGGAACGCUUCGAAGAAGAGGAAGAAUAUGAUCCUUUCUGGCAAAGGGACGAAAGUAAAUGCAGAAAACUGGAUGUCCCCACUCACUAUGACCGCCAUUGCUUUAAGGAUGGGCCAAUAAGAAAUGGUGUCAUUGGGCAGCGACCACCCUCCAUCAAUCCUGAGAGACUGAAAGAUUUUGGAGAGGAAGACUACCUUGACGGGGGUGUGAAGACGUGGGAAAUGAAGAUCGUGAGCCACAACGAGGAACUGCUGAGAGACUCAGCCAGCCUCCCAGAUAGGAUUAGCUUGACGGCCUACAAUAAAUAUAUUCGAUUUGAAGAUAUCAGUGCAGCAGCUUUCAAAAUCCAGUGUGGGAUCCAGAAAACACCCUGUAUGUAUUCUCGACUUUCAAAGCAAUAUGGAAUGGACCUAUAUCUAAAGAAAGAGUUUCUCCAGUAUACAGGAUCUGUGAAGGAGCGGGGUGCACUGUACCUUUUGAUGUCCUUACAGCAGGAGCAGCAAAGGAAAGGGGUGAUCGUUGCCUCAGACAAUAACUUCUCCAUGGCAGUGGCCUACCAUGCCUCAGAGCACCACAUUCCUGCAUUUGUCAUCAUGUCCACCAGCACUUCGCCUGCCAGAGUGAAAAUGUGCCGUGACUACGGUGCCAUGGUAAUUUCCUAUGGUGCCACAGCUAGAGACUCCCAGCUGCAUGCCAGGAGGCUGGCACAGGAAAAUGGCUACCUGUAUCUUGAAGAAGAAGACAAUGCUGUAUAUCUAUCAGGGUUGGGAACCAUGGGAAUGGAAGUCUAUGAACAGGUGUCCAAACUGGAUGCGGUGAUCUUCCCAGCAGGGGCACACUGUGGAUUGCUAGCAGGCUCAGCUGUGGCAUUAAAACAUUUGAACCCAAGUAUUUCUGUAAUUGGUGUGGAGUCAGAGGGGUUCCCUGUACUGCAACAGUCGUUAAACAUUGCUCAACCUGGUGAAGACCGCUCCCAAAGCAUCCAGCCCUUUUACAGAGAUGUGAGUGGACCCUGUUUUGCUUCCAAUUCUUUGCAACUGACUGAAAAAUUUGUUGACAAAGUUGUAACAGUAAGAGAAGAGGACAUUCUCGUUUCCAUGCUGAGGCUGUUGGAGUAUGAGCGGGCCGCCGUAGAUGCAGAAGGAGCAAUUGGGCUUGCAGCAGUGCUUGCUGGGAAACUGCCGGAGUUGAAGGGCAAAAGAGUGGCUGUCGCUGUGUGCAGUGGUAACCUGGAACUCCCUCUGAUGCGGCAGUGCAUCGACCGUGCCCUCACCAUUGACAACAGAGUGUGCAAAUUCUCCAUCCUCGUUUCUAGCUCACUGGGAGAUAUUUCCAAGCUGCUGGAGAUCUUGGCUCGAGAAGAAGCAAGAGUUUUGGACAUUAAACAAGAACACUCGUACAUAACCUCUGAUCUGUUUACCAGCGAGGUCACCUGCAUCGUAGAGACCAGAGACAAAAUCCACACAGCUCAGUUAAGAAAUAUUCUCACAGAUCGCUACCCAAUGAUGACAUGGAUGGAACGGUGACAUGCACAGCGGAUGGAAAUGCACUACAAUCAUCUUUUCCCCCCUUUUUUCAGUUUUAUGGAGAGCUAAACAUGUGGCAUUGAUAUGUUUCCAUCUUGCAAAACCAGUUAGUUAGCAGGAGACUGUAGGGUUUAUCACUUCCUCCUCUUUAUCCAGUCAGGUGAGGGUGAAGUGGCUGUCCUUUUAUGAGGAACAGAAAUAGAGUGGAAUGGUACAUUAGCACACAGGUGCUUCUUAGCUUCUAUAGCUUCUCAGCUGUAGCCCUUCUCUUUUGCAGUAAUGCAGCAUAUUUUUUCUUCCUGCAUAACAAUUCCCCACCCCUUACUUUUCUGAGUGAUUUCAUUAAGGGGCUACUAAAAUUUGAAUGUUGUAUAGUAGCCUUGGGGACAAAAUAUUGGACCUGAGGGCCACCUAUGUUGCCAGGCCAAGCCGGGUGACCAGCAGGAACACUGAGGGUGGGGACAUAGGGCGUGGGCGUGAUGUCAGUGAUGGCACUCACUUCGCUAUUUCACUUCAAAAUACAACCUAGGAAUAGCUGAAAACUCUAUGGUAACCAUAGACUUUCUCAUGAUUCCUAAAGCUAGAAAUUAUGUAGCAAUGUCAGAAAGGUUGCUUUUAAACAUCUUUCUCCUGCUGCCACUCUGAGUGGUGACGGGCAACAAAGCUUGCCAGAUGGGAGACCUCCUGCUGUACCGGAAGCCUAUGCAAACUAAGGGAUCACAGGGUAUAGAGCGAUAGAAAUCACAAUAUAAACCUCUGCAUAAAGAUUUUCCAAAUAAAAUAUCUAUUAUUAAACAGUAAAA